Messenger RNA from Colletotrichum destructivum, 1267 nucleotides. RefSeq names its product Putative Longin domain, v-SNARE, coiled-coil domain-containing protein. Gene Ontology annotation, cellular component: Golgi apparatus. The transcript is spliced from 7 exons. Lineage: Eukaryota; Fungi; Ascomycota; Sordariomycetes; Glomerellales; Glomerellaceae. Gene Ontology annotation, molecular function: SNAP receptor activity. Gene Ontology annotation, biological process: endoplasmic reticulum to Golgi vesicle-mediated transport. The record is from RefSeq and is a predicted model, not a curated record. The coding region runs from base 292 to 885 and encodes 197 amino acids.
CCCCCCGGGCCAACUUGCACAACGGGUACCCGUAAACCUUGACGUCGCUGAGACGAAGCGUUCCCCAUCCAUCGUCCUGCUCCAACUUGAACAUCCCCUUUCUCCAUCACUCAUCCCACUUCCUGCGAAUACCACACGACCUAUCCACCGUCUACCACGACAAAGCGAGAUCCCUUGCGAGCCCCAACAUCUCGACAUCCUCCGGACCGCAACGACAACCCAGGACCAAAUCGAUCAAAUCGACCAAAUACGCCACUCCUACCCCUCCCACCCCCCUGAAAAUCCGCCACAAUGAAGUUGCACUACAUUGGAAUCCUUCGCAAUGACAGCAAGCCCGCUGUCGAGCUGUGCAGCGAGAUGGAGCUGUCGGCAUACUCGAGAUUCACGAGGGGGAGCUACGCCGAGUUCAUGACUCUCUUCUCUAAGAAGGUCGCAGAGUCGACACGCCCUGGUCAACGGCAGGAUAUCGAGGAGGGCGACAACACAUUCCACUGCGUGGGACGGAGUGAAGGCAUCUGUGGCGUUAUCAUCUCGGACCACCAGUACCCGAGCCUAGUCGCUCAUCAGCUGCUCUCCAAGAUCGUUGACGAAUUCCUCACCAAGCACCCCCGCUCCACGUGGGCGACGGGCGAGCCCAAGCUCGUCCUCCCCGAGCUGAAGGAGUACCUCACCAAAUACCAAGACCCUCAGCAGGCCGACUCCAUCCUCAAGAUCCAGAAGGAACUUGACGAGACCAAGAUCGUGUUGCACAAGACCAUUCAAAGCGUCCUGGAGCGUGGCGAGAAGAUUGAUGACCUGGUGGCCAAAAGUGACGGCCUGAGCUCCCAGAGCAAGAUGUUCUAUCAACAGGCAAAGAAGCAAAACUCGUGCUGCAGCGUCAUGUAAACCCAGCCAGCCCUCUGAAACACUUCUACAUGUCCUUAUUUUGGUCAUUUCAUGUCUGGCGUUGGACCCCGUUUGGACUCGUUUCGGCAUAAACGCUCGUUCUGGUCACGCUCGCUAGGGUUCUUCGCAAGCAAGAACGGCAUCGUAUCUCUCUUGUUUUCUUCUUGUUUUUCUUUGUGCAAUGAGUACCCUUCCGUGGAUGAGGAAGGGCGUGUUCAUAUCUUCCACCCCAAACGCGCAGCAGUGGUUUCUGGUAGUGGGAAAGGGACGAUGAUUCGGGAUUUAAUACAACUCCUGCAUUGCAGAAAUCACAACGGUCGUCCCCAUUUGAGACAUAGGCUUUCCCUAGCAUGAGAAAAUAAACGGCAGUUGUUGACUUGCA